AUCUGCAUCUGACAUGGCUGACACCAAGUGAUGCUGGCUCUGUUUGGGAAUACAAAGACAGGGGCAGGGGACCACUGAGAGGAAGCAGCUGAUUUGAAACAGUGGAGCUGCUGAUACUAAAUCAACAUGAGUAGUGAACUUAACAUUCCAGUGGACCCUUCCACCCCUGCUGUCUCUGAGAGAGGAAACAAAGGCAUGGACUACAGAGACUGGGUCAGACGUAGCUACCUUGAACUAGUCACAUCCAACCACCAUUCUGUCCAGGCUCUUUCAUGGAGGAAGUUGUACCUCAGCAGAGCCAAGUUAAAGGCCUCCAGCCGCACCUCAGCAUUGCUGUCUGGAUUUGCUAUGGUUGCAAUGGUUGAAGUCCAGCUUGAGAUGAAAUAUGGAUACCCACAGCUGCUGCUGAUAGCAUUUAGUGCUUGCACAACAGUGCUUGUUGCAGUCCACCUAUUUGCCCUCCUGAUCAGCACAUGCAUCCUGCCCAAUGUAGAAGCUGUGAGUAACAUUCAUAAUCUGAACUCUGUCAAUGAAUCCCCACAUGAUCGUAUGCAUCCCUACAUUGAGUUGGCCUGGGGAUUUUCCACAGCUCUUGGGAUCCUUCUUUUUCUUGCAGAAGUUGUUCUUUUGUGCUGGAUAAAAUUUCUACCCAUAGACUCUGCAUCAACACGAAAUGAAACCACUGCAACUCAAAAGCCGCGUGGAAAUGCAGGGUGGAACUCUGCACUGAUUUCAACCAUUAUUAUGGUGCCUGUUGGAAUCAUCUUUGUUAUCUUUACUAUUCAUUUCUAUCGUACUCUAGUGAGGCAUAAAACAGAGCGUCAUCAUCAAGAAAUAGAGGAACUCCAUAAAUUGAAAGUACAACUUGAUGGACAUGAUCGGGGCAUAAAUGUAGUGUAAGUAAGUUAGAGCAGAGAUGCACUGCGAGUUCACACCUAUCAGAGACAUAAAACUGAGGUGUAAGACCUUUGGUCAGAAAUGUUGCACAGUGCAGCCCGUUUUUACUCGCUGAGAAAGGCAAAGAAUCAAAAACAAAUGACCUAAUAUUUUACAGUGCCUCUAUGACUAGUUUAUUUUACUUGGCCAUUUAUAUAGCUAGGCCUUGACUUUGUUGUUAUGUUUCUUUUUGACAGGUAACUGAAAGGGAAAUACAUUUAUAAAGAAAACAGCAACAUCUUAACUAGGAUCCAAGGGGAGUUUUUAUUCCUUACAGACCGGUACCGUUUUAACUCCCACUGUAAAUAUAGUUCCAGGGACUUGUACAGCUGAACAAACACUUAUGGUUUACAGCUUCUGUAGCAUAAAAGGGAUUUUUGGAAAGAAGGGAGUAUUUGUAACCAGCAUGGGAUGAACUUGAUAUUUGGACAUUAAUUUGUUGCAAAUAACAUUAGGAACAUCUAUUGGCAAAAUUCAGCACUCUGCCACUGGUGGAAAUUAUACUCCCAGCAUGCCCUGUUCACUAAGCUGGCUUGGAACCACCUGCAGUGCUUAUGUUUUCCUACCCCAUGUAGGUUCAUGCGUGGAGCAUUAUCUGAAAAACCCUUUCAAUGAACUUGUAUAGAAUUAUGAGAAUGUUUUAUCUGCUCUUCUUAGUUUACAUUAAUAUUUAUUUGGUAUAUUUUUUGCAUGGGUUUUCAACCCACUCUUGUACCGGAAAGGGGAAUUAGUGGCCAAAUUGUUUUCUGCAAAGUUGCAUUAACAGAGAUUAACUACAAUUGUAGUUUGUGUAAAUAAAUGAUCAGAAUUUGUUUUUUUUGUGCCAGAGGAAAAGCUGGGGGAGGGGGGAUUUUUUGAAUUGGGAUUCCUAGCAAUGCCCUGGCAUUUUGACAGCAGUUUGAAUUUUAUUACAAUUUUUUUCCCUGAUGUUAUGAAGAUUUGUUACCAAUUCGUGUUAAUUUAUCAAAGCAUUAAACUCUUUCUCUUACUGGCUUA
This is a messenger RNA of Xenopus tropicalis (tropical clawed frog), 1932 nucleotides long. RefSeq names its product ORAI calcium release-activated calcium modulator 2 (gene orai2). NCBI's taxonomy places the organism in Eukaryota, Metazoa, Chordata, Amphibia, Anura, Pipidae. Gene Ontology annotation, biological process: calcium ion transmembrane transport. The record is from RefSeq and is marked provisional. The transcript is spliced from 3 exons. The coding region runs from base 127 to 900 and encodes 257 amino acids. Gene Ontology annotation, cellular component: membrane.